AUGUCGUUCGGCGGCCAGACACCGACGAUUAUCGUCCUGAAAGAGGGAACCGACACCUCGCAGGGCAAGGGCCAAAUUGUUUCCAACAUAAACGCUUGCCUGGCCGUGCAGGCCACGAUCAAAUCGACACUAGGUCCCUACGGCGGUGAUUUGUUGAUGGUGGAUGCCAACGGGAAACAGACGAUCACCAACGAUGGAGCCACCGUCAUGAAGCUCCUGGAUAUCGUCCACCCUGCAGCCCGAAUCCUCGUCGAUAUCGCGCGAUCCCAAGAUGCCGAAGUGGGCGAUGGGACAACUUCCGUUGUCGUUCUUGCCGGCGAGAUCCUGAAAGAGAUUAAGGAGCACGUGGAGGGCGGUGUCAGCUCACAGAUCAUUAUCAAGGGCCUGAGGAGAGCAUCGACGAUGGCUGUGAACAAGAUUAAGGAGAUCCAAGUUAGUACAAAUGAGGCGGAUAGGAGGGAUACGCUCAACAAGUUGGCGGGUACUGCCAUGACGAGCAAGUUAAUCAAGCGCAACACGGAGUUUUUUACAAAGAUGGUUGUCGACGCCGUUCUUUCCCUCGACCAGGACGACCUCAACGAGAAAUUAAUAGGAAUCAAGAAGAUUCCCGGCGGCUCCCUCACGGACUCUCUCUUUGUCAACGGUGUUGCUUUCAAGAAGACGUUUUCCUACGCUGGGUUUGAACAACAACCGAAGUCGUUUAAAAAGCCCAAGAUUGUCUGCCUCAACGUCGAACUUGAGCUCAAGGCCGAGAAGGAUAAUGCGGAGGUUCGUGUCGAGCAAGUCUCCGAAUACCAGGCUAUCGUCGACGCCGAAUGGCAAAUUAUCUACAAGAAGCUGGAGGCGGCAUACAAAACGGGCGCGAAGGUUGUAUUGUCUAAGCUACCAAUCGGUGACUUGGCGACGCAGUUCUUCGCAGACCGCGACGUGUUCUGCGCAGGCCGUGUCUCCGCCGAUGAUAUGGAGCGCGUGGUGCAGGCGACUGGCGCUACCAUCCAGAGCACCUGCUCUGACAUUCGCCCGGAACACUUAGGCACCUGUGGUAGCUUUGAGGAGCGGCAGAUUGGUGGCGAACGUUUCAACUUCUUCGAAGACUGCCCUGAGGCCAAGACAUGCACUUUGGUUUUGCGCGGUGGUGCGGAGCAGUUCAUCGCCGAGGUGGAGCGGUCACUCCAUGACGCCAUUAUGAUCGUCAAGCGGGCGAUCCGCAACAAGACCAUCGUCGGCGGCGGUGGUGCCACCGAGAUGGAAGUGUCGGCGUACCUACACCGGUUUGCCGACCAGGAUGUGCGCAACAAGCAGCAAGCCAUCAUCAAGAGCUUUGCCAAGGCGCUCGAGGUCAUCCCGCGACAGCUGUGCGACAACGCCGGCUUUGACGCCACCGACAUCCUCAACCGCCUACGUGUCGAGCACCGCCGGGGCAACACCUGGGCCGGUGUUGACUUCCAGAGUGAAGGUGUCACCGACAUGAUGGAGCGGUUCGUGUGGGAGCCUGCGCUUGUCAAAGUCAACGCUAUUCAGGCGGCGACUGAGGCGGCGUGCCUGAUUCUGGGUGUGGAUGAGACGAUCCAAAACGAGGAGAGCCAGGCACCACAGGCACCCGGCAAACCGUUGCCGCCGGGAGCGGCCCAGCGUGCGUUGCGUGGGCGUGGGCGUGGUAUGCCGAGGCGGUAG
Molecule: messenger RNA, 1674 nt
Organism: Dichotomopilus funicola
Lineage: Eukaryota; Fungi; Ascomycota; Sordariomycetes; Sordariales; Chaetomiaceae
Product: chaperonin Cpn60/TCP-1 family
Exons: 4
Coding region: 1-1674 (557 amino acids)
Biological process (GO): protein folding
Cellular component (GO): chaperonin-containing T-complex
Molecular function (GO): ATP-dependent protein folding chaperone; ATP hydrolysis activity; ATP binding
Source: RefSeq, a predicted model, not a curated record